Messenger RNA from Photinus pyralis (common eastern firefly), 1243 nucleotides. RefSeq names its product somatomedin-B and thrombospondin type-1 domain-containing protein (gene vex). NCBI's taxonomy places the organism in Eukaryota, Metazoa, Arthropoda, Insecta, Coleoptera, Lampyridae. The transcript is spliced from 5 exons. The record is from RefSeq and is a predicted model, not a curated record. The coding region runs from base 105 to 941 and encodes 278 amino acids.
ACGGCGCACUCGUUGUUCGACAGCGACUCUCAACGGGGUGCCCUUCUCGCACAGGCCUCUGCAAGACACUCGCGCGCGUGCUUCCUCGACGGCACAGUACAAUUAUGUGGCUCCUGGCGGUGUCGGGCGUUCUGGUCGCAUUACUGACUCAAAGAUGUGUGGAAUGUGGCAGCUGUAAGGAGGCGAAAUUGUGUUGUCCGGGUCGGGACUCCUCUUGCGUUGUCCAAAAGGCGCCGAUAAACGCGAUCAUCGAGGACCUCAGCGACAAGCCCUGCUACUGCGACCAUGCAUGCCUGAAGCUCGGCGACUGCUGCGACGACUUCAAGCAGGCCUGUGGAGUGGUGGACUGUCAAGUGACGCCUUGGGGCGCCUGGUCGACGUGCGACACCGAUUGCGGUCCUGGGAUGAUGUCGCGAUCGCGUUCCGUACAAAUUCAGCCGCAAAAUGGCGGACGACACUGUCCGAGCUUGCAGCAGAGGAGAGGAUGUCACGUGUCGGACUGUCACCACCAUCAGGACGCGGCCAUACGGGAGAUUGCGAUGUUGCUACCUGGUUCCCUUUCGCACAUAAGGAGGGCGAACGACACGAGCGAUAUCAGGCGAAAUUUGCGACUGAAGGAUCCGAGCGAGCAUCCCGAGCACGAUCCAGAAAGAGAGUACUGCGUGGAAUUCGAGGUAUUAAAGGCGUCGAAGGCGUGCAGGAAGGAGCCGAGCUUCAAAAGUUUACGGGAAGGAGAGCGAGUGUGUGUGAAAUGCGAGUCGGAGGCUUUGCGUAAGAACUUGGGCUGGCGUUGUCAGGGUCACGGCGUCGAGGGCAAGACGACGCGUUGGACGGCACUAUCGGCACCCCACUGCCACGGCAAGUGGUUGCGGGCCCAGGAGGCGAGCAAGGACUGUUCGCCCAAGACCUGUCAAGACGAGAGCGCCUUCAUUUUCGUUUAGGGACCCGAUUUUUUUAUACAUGCUUUGACAAUUUUCGAAAAUGCGUGAUUACUUAACAACUUAACACCCUCUACUAAUGUAUAUGUGUAGAACUUCCAAUUUAGGAUUAUAGGAGCGUACCCUGUGUUACCCCGAUUUCUUUUACAUAUAGAAUUUUACCGAAUUAGGGGGUAGUAUUUUUUACUAACAUCUUUUAAGAUAAUAAAAGAACCAUGUAAAUAUGACUGUGUUUAACCAAUUAAUGUAUUUUAAAGAAAACAUAUCAUGUGUUGAUUUCAGUGGAAAUAAAUUCUUAUACAAAA